UCGGCCAGAAGUUAUUAGUCAGCUCGGGACGAGGCAGUUUCCCAUUCCAUUUCCUCAUCUGUAGCCUUCUGCCUUAACCCUCCUGUAUGGUGGAUAUUCUACCCCAUCCUUCUUUCUUGGGUGAUAUGGGGGAUCAUUCAAAAAAGAAGUCUGGAAUCGCCAUGUGUGUAGGCUGUGGAAGUCAGAUCCAUGAUCAGUACAUCCUGCGAGUGUCCCCGGACCUGGAGUGGCACGCAGCCUGUCUGAAGUGCGCAGAAUGCAGUCAGUAUCUGGACGAGACUUGCACUUGCUUCGUCCGAGACGGCAAGACGUAUUGCAAGAGAGAUUACGUACGAUUGUUUGGGAUCAAAUGCGCCAAAUGUAACAUCGGUUUCUGCAGCAGUGACCUGGUGAUGAGGGCCCGGGAUAACGUCUAUCACAUGGAGUGUUUCAGGUGCUCGGUGUGCAGCAGGCAUUUGCUCCCGGGAGAUGAGUUCUCUCUGCGGGACGAGGAGCUGCUCUGCCGGGCAGACCACGGGCUGCUAAUGGAGCGCGCUUCAGCCGGGAGCCCCAUCAGUCCCGGAAACAUUCAUUCCAACAGGCCUCUGCACAUCCCAGGUAAACCUGUGCCAGUUCGACAACCACCUCACCGGAACCACGUUCACAAGCAGUCUGAGAAGACCACGCGAGUUCGGACAGUAUUAAACGAAAAGCAGCUUCACACUCUCCGGACGUGUUAUAAUGCAAACCCGCGACCGGACGCGCUAAUGAAAGAACAGCUCGUGGAAAUGACCGGCCUGAGCCCACGCGUCAUACGAGUGUGGUUUCAAAACAAACGCUGCAAAGACAAGAAGAGGUCCAUGCUUAUGAAACAACUACAGCAACAACAACACAACGACAAAACGAAUCUUCAAGGUCUCACGGGAACGCCUCUGGUGGCAGGCAGCCCGAUUAGACAUGACACCACAGUCCAGGGAAAUCCUGUAGAAGUUCAAACCUAUCAGCCUCCGUGGAAAGCCUUAAGCGAAUUUGCCUUACAGAGUGACCUGGACCAGCCUGCUUUCCAACAGCUGGUGUCAUUUUCCGAGUCGGGUUCGCUGGGUAACUCGUCUGGUAGUGAUGUGACCUCUCUGUCAUCGCAGUUACCCGACACCCCCAACAGCAUGGUGCCCAGUCCCGUUGAGACGUGAGAGCCCACCGGAGACUCCUGCCCCAGCAUGCCCUCACCCGCCCUGCAUGAAAACCCAUCACCUCACCGCCUCAAACGGAAAAAGGGAUUAACCGAGAUGGAUUUAAACAGUUUGCCAAACGGAGGAGCCUGUCCAAGCGACUUUGGGGUUUCCAGACGUGUUACAAAACUGUUUUUAAAGCAUUUGGACCGAAUAUUGAGGACGUCCAGCGGAAUAUGAACACAUUAUUUUGGUUUUGACUAUGGACCACUGUCAACCUUACGAAACAGCAGUCUUAAAAGUGUUUAUUCAAGACCAUCAUUGUGUAGCUUUAUCAACAAGUGGUAUUUUCCUUAUAAGACAAAAAUCAACUUUUUGUCUCAAUGUGCAUGAUCUCUCCGAAGAUGUAUAAAACUGAGCUGUAAAAUAUUUUAUCGUAACGAAUGGAGGAAAGAUUGUAUAAACUUCUCGAUUUAAAAAAGUAAGUUAUUGUUAUUUAUUGUCAGGACAACCGUCCAUACCAAAAAUUGAGAAAUUACCUAAAUAAACGACGUUAAAUGCUGUUUAUGUCUGAGGAAGCCUGCAUGCAAAGACAACCAUAUCAUGUUACCUUUACAUAUCUUUUUAUAUUAUAGCAAAAGACACUUGAGUUACAAAGGUGUACUGGUUACUGGACUGGAAAUAACUGUCCAAAGAUCUAGUAAAAAGAAAAAGA
Labeo rohita (rohu) is the source of this 1863-nucleotide messenger RNA. RefSeq names its product ISL LIM homeobox 2a (gene isl2a). The transcript has 6 exons. Gene Ontology annotation, cellular component: nucleus. Lineage: Eukaryota; Metazoa; Chordata; Actinopteri; Cypriniformes; Cyprinidae. Gene Ontology annotation, molecular function: DNA-binding transcription factor activity, RNA polymerase II-specific; cis-regulatory region sequence-specific DNA binding. The record is from RefSeq and is a predicted model, not a curated record. The coding region runs from base 87 to 1169 and encodes 360 amino acids. Gene Ontology annotation, biological process: positive regulation of transcription by RNA polymerase II; neuron fate specification; axonogenesis.